AUAGAGUUCAAUCGAACGCGCACGGGCGACUAUCAUCGGGUUGCGGAUGGAUAAGCACAGGCGACGAACCUCGCACCAGAGAUCAAGAUCGAAACCUGCCGUAGGAGCCCAACACUUUUACAGCACCAGUUCGGUCUGUUCAUUCUACACGAACUUCUAUUGUAGAUUUGGUACUGUCACUAUUAUAUAGAAGAUCGAGUGAAAAAGAGAUACCCGUAUCACCAAGCUAAAGUUUAGCUAAGCUUACUAACAAUCCAACUAUCUUCUCUGACGGAGCUCUGUGUUUUCAGUCACACAGAGCAGCCAUUUUUUGCUAGAAAGGCGAAUUCUGCUACGUUUCAGCCGACAGCGAGUGACAUAGUUUCUGUGCCCAGUUGAAGCCGGAAGGCAAUAACAAACUUACAAAAUGUCGAAGACGCCCGGAAAGAACAAAAAUUUAUUGAACUUGACAAUAAUGCCAAUACAAUCGGAAUCAAAUGGCGGAGGACAGAAAGCACAAUCUGCAACUACAGCGACAGAGAAAAGCACCUCUGGAAUUAAAGUGGAUGCACUGACAAAGAAACUGGACAAUCUAGAUCUUGAUGAACCCCAAAGGAAACGUCUUGAAGAAUUUAUGGUGGACAAGAGGAAGAUCAUGGAAAUUGGAGAAUUCUGCAAUGAUGACUUUGAAGUGCUUAAGGAAUUAGGAGCAGGGAAUGGAGGCGUGGUCACUAAAGUGAAACAUAAGAUGAGCGGUAUGGUUAUGGCAAGAAAGCUCAUUAAACUUGAAAUCAAACCAGCCAUCAGAAAUCAGAUCAUCCGAGAACUGAAAGUGCUUCAUGAGUGCAAUUCACCAUACAUCGUGGGUUUCUUUGGAGCGUAUUACAGCGAUGGAGAGAUUUGUAUCUGCAUGGAAAACAUGGAUGGCGGUUCUUUAGAUCAAGUCAUGAAGUCAGCACCCAAGGGAAGAAUACCAGAAAAUAUCCUUGGCAAGGUCACAGUUGCAGUUUUGAGGGGGCUCAUUUAUUUAAGAGAUGUGCAUGACAUAAUGCACAGAGAUGUGAAACCAUCAAAUAUCCUGGUCAACUCACGGGGUGAGAUCAAGUUGUGUGAUUUUGGUGUGAGCGGUCAGCUUAUCGACUCUAUGGCAAAUUCGUUUGUGGGAACAAGGUCAUAUAUGUCGCCUGAGAGACUGCAAGGCACACACUACACAGUACAGUCUGACAUCUGGAGUCUUGGCCUAUCGUUGGUCGAGAUGGCCAUUGGACGUUACCCCAUCCCCGCCCCUGACGAGACGGCGCUAGCAAACCUCUUCGGCUACGAGCUCCAGGCGGGAGAGACCAAGAAUAUUCGGAAAACAAGUCAGUCGGGACCUCGCGGUACUCCAAGACCGAUCAGUGGAGUUGGAGGAGUGUUUUCAGAUUCCCCAAGACCUAUGGCCAUCUUUGAAUUACUCAAUUACAUCGUAGAAGAGCAUCCACCAAGAUUACCAUCCAGAGCCUUCUCAGAAGAAUUUGUAGAUUUUGUUGACGUAUGUUUGAUCAAGAAUCCAAAUGAGAGGGCAGAUCUUAAGAAACUCAAGGUACAUACAUUUGCAAUAAUGUCUGAGGAAGCGAGAGUAGACUUUGCUGGAUGGAUAUGUGCAACCAUGGGUAUGAGUCCUCCUCAUAACGACACUGUCAAACCCCUACAGACAGCUGUCUAGAGAAACAACCCUUCCCUCAGUUAUCGUUGUCUGAAGUCGGAAAUGAAAAAGAAAAGGAAACUGCGCUCCCAUUUUUAUAUAUCAGUGUUCCAAAGAUUUGCUGUGCUCAAGUGCUCGUGUGGAGCGAGAGGGAAGUCAUUUGUGCGAGCUUUUUGAAAUGUGAAUUUUGCACCAAAAAAAUAUAAAGACAAUCUGUAAAGGAAUUGUGGAUAGAUUAGAGAUUAUAUGCGUAUGUUCUCUAAAUUGUAAAUGUACAUGUAUGUUUCUCCCUCUACAAGUGUCUAUACUUUUACUAUCUCUCACAUACUUUUAUCUAUAGGCCUGUGUUGAAUGAUAGUGUAUACGAUUCCAGCAAGUUUUUCUGAGCUCCCAUCAUUAUAUAGCAAAUUGGCAAAGCAAAAAAGAGUCAUCACAGUCAUUUUAUUCUACCCACGAACACAGAAAGUAAUAUGGAAUAUUAUGUGUAUAUUCCUGCACAUGUAAUAUAGAUAUAUAUUUAUAUUUUAUCGGCUAUGGAGGAGAAAUUCCAACAUUUCAAUUGUUUGAAUCAGCAGUGAUCUUUUUUUUGAGAAUAUAGUCUGCCAUUUACAUGUGUAUGGGGCUCCCCCAAAUCAUGGUAAAAGAUAAUUCAAGGAAUUGUGUUACGAGUCGGGCUUAUGACCAGGCAUGAGUUAUGUUUUAUAUAGCUUUCUUGAAGUUUCUGAGCUAUGGCAGAUACAAGGAGCGAAAACAGGAUCAGUGUCUAUAGCAAAUCUUGAAGGUAGUGAUGGUGUAGAUAAUGUUCUGUAGCCAACAUAGAGGGCGCUCUACAGCUGUCAGCAGAGGACGACAGCAAAACAGCUUGUAUGUAACGGGUCUUGGGACUCAAAGAUGCAGUGAAACACGUCCAUCUCUAUUUGUACCCUUAAAUGAUCUUCAUCCAUUUCUUGCAAUGUAGUUAUCUUCUUCACUUCACCCAUGUCAAUGAAUCAUGCUUAUAAAUAUGAUCAUGAAUCCCGAAACUUUUUUGACCACCAAAAGGGACAAUUACUCACUAGAAAGGAAGGAUUGUAAAGUUGGAGUUAGAUUUGUAAUCAAAGGCAGGUGAUUGUCAAUAUUAUUACAGAUUAUUAGUUUAAAAUGUUAUUGCUUAUUUUUUAGAUAGCAUUUCCAUUCUCUAUCCUCCAAUCUCUCUCUCUCUCUCUCUCUCUCUCUCUCUCUCUCUCUCUCUCUCUAUUUGUAUCUCUCUCUUUUCAGUCUAAUACAUGUAUAAAGAGAAAUAUCAAUCUUGUAAACUUACAUGUACCAUACUUUUGAAAAAAAGAUAUAUGAACUCACACAACUUUUAUCCUUCAUCCUUCAUAUACUGUAGAAACUGUUUGUUAUGAAAUCAUGCUGCAAGGGGAAAAUCUCGCCCUAUAAAGCAUUAUCAAACGUCGCAAAUCAAGAUAUUCAAUUCUAAUCUGAUAAAGAUUUCAUAUUCGAUAUAAAUCAUGAUGAUGACAGAUUCUAAAUACACUUGCUAUAGUUUUGUGUGCCAAGAGCGGCAAGAAAAAGGUAAGGUAUUGAUAGAAAGUGAGAAGGAAAAUGCAAGAAAAGCCCUGAGCAGAUUGUAGUGUAAGAUUUGAUACUCAAGUAUUUAUUUUUACAUAUUUCUUGCCUAUAACCAUGUAAUGGUUUUGUUUAACGAAUCAGUGAUACCCCUGCUAAUACGAGCUGGGCAUUAAUUAUGUAGCAGUAAUUAUUUAGGCACUGCCAAAAAAGGAAAGCGCAACUUUUAAAAAGUAAAGUUUGGCUUUUAAGAAACCCCAUUAUAUGUAUUGUAUAUAAUGACUUAAAGUAUUCCUCCUCAGUUUUUCCUUUUGCAUUUAGGUAAUGUGUUCAUGUUAUUAAUAUAAUUUUGUUAGAAAUUGUUAAGUGGCAGUUAUACUGAAUGAACCUGGUUGAGAUGUAUAUAAUUUUGCUCCAUUUAUUUACGUGUCUUGCUAUCAUAUUUAUUUUUAUUUUUAUUUUUGUAUUUUCCCCCUUGAAAUUUAUUUGCCAAUAUUACAUAAUUUCCUGUAAUAUGUUCCCAAUCUUGAGAUGACACUGAAUAUUGCAUUCAGGUGGAAAUCAAGUUUGAUUAUUUCUGUUAAUUGUUUGGCAUGACUUAUCAUGGUCACACCUCAUCGAAUUUUCCAUUAAUUUCAUUUGAUUGCUUUGCAUUUUCUGAUGUAAAAUAAUGGAAGAGACUCUGAGGAAUUAAAACAAAAAUUAACAAUUACUGCCCAUUUUUUGAAUUAUAAUAGCAAUAUGUUAUGAAAGAUAUUCAACGUUCAGGAAUAUUUUGAAAACACUACAGUCCUCUUAAGAGCAAAAUAAUUUAGAAUUUGAUAUACUCCAAUGUAGGUAAGUCGGCAUUGUACAUUACAGAAACCCCUUGUAAAGAUAAGUUUUUUGCAUCAACAUUAUUAAUGCAUACAUCUUUAUGUGUAAAGUCAUUAACAUUUAGGGUGAGAUACUGGUAAACGUUCCAAGUUCUUUGAACCAGUGUAACUGUAAACAUGGUUCUUGAUUCUUAGGUUUUAAUGUUGAUAAGUUUUUUCCUUCAAGUGUUGCAGUUUUGUGCUUCGUUGAUGUUUUUGCUGUUGCGUUUAUUUGAUCACUGCUUUGGAAUUACAAAAUGUUGACUCUAGUUCUUUUAAAGUAGUCACAUAAUUGAGUUUCAAAUAUAUCAUACAGAAGAGCUCAAAUUUUCUUCAGUUUUACUCCGUGAAUUCUUACAGUAUGUUUUCAUUGUAAUGAUCACAUGGAAAAAAUUCCAGUCGUCCGGUCAAGAUAUCGUUGUGAACUCACAUGGCAUUCUUGCAUUUGUAAACCAUCACAGAGUUUCUUUUCACCAGAUAUACAUGUACCAGAUAUCACUUGAUGUGUUAAAUGAGAUUCCGUAUAUUUCCUUGUUGAACACUUGAAUUCAACUUCAAUUCCAACGAUUCAUUGAUAAAUAUGCUGAGUUUCCUGAAUCUUUAGUGGCUGAUGCUUUGGCUUUUUGCCAGAGAGACUAUCAAAAUAAAAGGAGGAUUAAGAAUAUUCUUAAGUGUAGUCUACUCCAUUCCGAGCAGCACAAACCUUGGUUGUGAAAUCAAACCUAUCAGUGAAAUUUUGAGAAAAAAGUGAUUGCUGAUCCAAAAAUAGUGUUCAUCAAUCAAGUUGCAAAUGUCUUCACUUUUUAUUAGGCGUCUGCCAUGAUAAACAUUUUUCCCAUUGCUGUACCAUGUGUUGUACUUAUUUCAUCACUUGUUAAUUGUAACUCACUCAUCUAAAAUAAAGAUUGUCAUUGUAUUACUCCUUUUGCUACUUUCUACAAAACAACAGGAAUGAAAUUGGAUUUUGUACAUUAUAAAUGUAGUAGGUAAUUUCUGCAGUUUGUGAUGCUGGGAAUCACAUGGAUGUCAUUUAGUAUCUAGAUGAACAUACAUCUGACACUUUGAUUAGGUACAGAUAAGGCUAGGGUUACCUGUAAGUUGCUGAACUUGUCUUUUCAGUUGAGGGACUCAAGUUGUGCAUUUAGUUAGGAUGAUACAUGCAUGAAUAAACCAAGUGGUUUAAAGCCUAUGUCAUAGAGCGACUAGUUUGUGUACAGUCGUGUACAGUGAGUGAUUUUAGUGUGGUUGUCAUGCUUUUAGUAGUAAAAGGUGUCUACAUGUAGCAUAGAUGAAAUGUCUUCCGCACAUAUCUUAUUAAAGCAAGCUUCGUAACCAAUGUCUUGUUGAAAGUCACAGUGAAUAUCUAAAAUAAAAGCAUGAAGCAAUAAGUUGGAUGGUAAUAGUUUACCAAUGGUUAUGGAUGUUCAUUAGGACAUACAUGUAGGCACAGCAUUUACAAUUUAGAGAGUAGCUCAUGUAAUUGAGAUGGGAAAAGUGUUGUGUAGUGUGCUUAUUGUACGAUUUAAUUUGCUCCCCUGAGAAAAGAUUGAAACCUGCAAAAUGUUUAAUACAAGAAUAGAUAUGGAACAGAUGAAGCUAGUGUUUUGUGUCCCAAAUGAACAGACACAGUUUGUUGCCAAGCAGCAUAUCAUUUUCUAUGUCCUCUAUAUACCCUUCAUCAUUAAAACAAACAGAAAAUUUUAUUGAACUUCAACAUAUAUCAACAUACAUUGUAUAUAUUGAAUAAAAAAUAUGUAUAUGUUUAUCAAUAUAUUGAUGGAGUAGGACAUUUGUAGUAUGAUUGGCCAGUAUGAGUGCUUUGUUGAAAGACAGAUAGCUCGCCAUGUAGACAGUUAUCUUUGUGUACAUUGUACUAGAUUUUCACCCACCCCCCCCCCCCCCCCAACAAAAAAAAAAGGGGGGGGUGGUAUACAGAUGAGAGUAAAUGAACCUUAUUAUAUACAAUUUAAAUGCAUCAUACAACAUUGAAUGUUCCCUGUAGCUUAAAAUAAUCUCAAUGCUACACAUCAGACUACAUUUGAUCGGUGUAUUGAGCGCUGUAUAAAAAAAACGGAUUAUUAUUAUUAUUAUUAUUUAUAUUGAUUUUAUUUGCCCAAGUAAAUCCUGAUCUUGUGAAACAUAUUCAGCUCUGAUCUUUGAUGGAUUGUGGGCAUGCCGAUCGGUCUACUUGCCUAAUGCCAUGCGGGUAGUUCAGUAGUAGCCUAGCCUUUCAAGAUUUAGUAGAUUAUUAGCGCCAACACGUAGAAGAAAUCAACAUGUGGUUUGAAUCGUAGGAAAGGUUGUUUCCCCCGAGUAUAACUGAAAGUUUCUUCCCAUACUCCUUAUCAGUAAAAUAGGGCCGUUAUCAAAAAGUGAUGUAGGAAAUGAAGCACAUUAUCGGUAUAAAAGGCAUUCCCUCAGUGUAACUUUUCCAAUAUUAAUUAACCAAUCACAACAAAAUGUAUAACCAGACCAACUUUGAUGGACGACGUAUUUAUGAUUUUGAAAGAUAUGUUGCUCCUCCCCAUCACAACAACCCAGUGUAUAUUAAUCUUCAAUGUCUUGUUACUUUUCUAGUGUAAAAAUCUCUUAUUAUUCCAUGCAUCACAAUGUGGCUAUAUAGUUUUUGUGAGUGUUGGUGAGAAUGUGAAGGAUUUAAAUGGAGUUUUCUUUUGCAUUUAAAAACUGAAAGUGGAGCAUUUUUUGCAUAUUAACUGUUGCCUCGGUCGAUAUUGUAAAGUAUAUAUAGAUAAAGCAUUGAAAAUGUACAGAUAUUAAAUGCGUCUCGAUGAGCCAGUUAAUGCUCAAGAGACCAUGUAGAUAACCCAAUCCUGUGUUAUGAUGUAUACUAAAUGACAUACCUAUAUAUGGUUUUUCAGUUUGAUUUUAAAGAAACAUAAUAUAUAUAUAUCAUAACUAUGAUUACAAGUGUUAUAGCAAUGUGUCUUUGAGUGUACAUGUAUAAUUAUUUGUUUGACAGUAUGAAUAAAGGAAGAAAUAACCUUCAAACGACA
Molecule: messenger RNA, 7082 nt
Organism: Strongylocentrotus purpuratus (purple sea urchin)
Lineage: Eukaryota; Metazoa; Echinodermata; Echinoidea; Camarodonta; Strongylocentrotidae
Product: dual specificity mitogen-activated protein kinase kinase 1
Exons: 11
Coding region: 407-1684 (425 amino acids)
Biological process (GO): protein phosphorylation
Molecular function (GO): protein kinase activity; ATP binding
Source: RefSeq, a predicted model, not a curated record